CGACAGCCGCUAUGGAGGCCGGCAGGACUGCAGUCCUUCGCGUGAAGCGAAAGCGCAGCGCGGAGCCUGCCGAAGCCCUUGUCCUCUCUUGUAAACGCCUCCGGAGCGGCGCCGUCGAGUCGGCGACCCAAAAGACACCCCCCGAGGAUCUGGAGAGAGGGCCGGAGAAUAAUGUCUUCCAAUUGGUGGCCACCGUGCGCUCCCAGGAGGAGCCAGUCCAGGCGCUCGUUCGAGCCGCCUUGCGCCCCUCCCAGGGCAGCCAGCAGCGUAUCCGCCGCGAUCUCCGCGCUUCGACUCGGGAGAUCCGGCAGGAGGGCCGCUACAGGGUGAUCUCAGGCCGCCGGUCCUCGGGGAUUCCCUCGGGUGGCCCAGAGCCCAUCGACGCACCGGGAAACCCAGAAGCCUCCGAGGACGCAGGUUUCCAGCUGUUCGACCUAGUCCACGAGGAAGGAGACCCAGAGGCCGUCGCCACCGCAGGCUCCUCCAAGACAUCUGACCCAGAUGUGAUCCUCUGCAAUUCCGUAGAGUUGAUCCGUGAACGGCUGACUCUAUCUGAGGAUGGACCGAGAAUCGGGCACCAGGAGGAGCAGAAGGAUGACUAUGUAUAUGACAUUUACUACUUGGAGAUGGCCACUCCAGGGUGGAUUGAGAACAUCCUCUCUGUGCAGCCCUAUUGCCAGGAGUGGGAGCUGGUGAAUGAUGACCAGCAACCAGAAGAUAUUUAUGAAGAUGAUGAUGAUGAGAAUAGUGAGAAUAACUGGCGCAAUGAGUAUCCAGAGGAGGAGAACACUGAUGGAGAUGAGUCCAGAGGCUCUGAUGAAUACGACAGCCUCAGCGAAGAGGAAAGAGGCAACAGCAGACCACAGAUGUGGAGCAAAUACCCUUUGGAUGUGCAUAAGGAGUUUGGCUAUGACAGCCCCCAUGACCUGGAUUCAGACUGAUGAUCCUAUGAUAUAUAUGAAGUUCAGUUAUGUGCCCUGAGGGCUCUGACUGCAGCUUCAGCCAUGCUGGUAACAUCCCUGGGUUUUCUAGCUUAACACAAAAGGAAAAACCAUGUCCAGCAGCACCAUCCUACCAGUGAAAACGUGUGCUAAAGGACUGUGUCUUUUUCAGUAA
Messenger RNA from Odobenus rosmarus divergens (Pacific walrus), 1116 nucleotides. It is a transcript of the gene SLC7A6OS, whose product is annotated as solute carrier family 7, member 6 opposite strand. The transcript is spliced from 5 exons. Lineage: Eukaryota; Metazoa; Chordata; Mammalia; Carnivora; Odobenidae. Bases 12 to 941 code for a protein of 309 amino acids. Gene Ontology annotation, biological process: developmental process. The record is from RefSeq and is a predicted model, not a curated record.